Bactrocera latifrons is the source of this 826-nucleotide messenger RNA. RefSeq lists its product as uncharacterized. The transcript is spliced from 2 exons. The record is from RefSeq and is a predicted model, not a curated record. Bases 205 to 435 code for a protein of 76 amino acids. Lineage: Eukaryota; Metazoa; Arthropoda; Insecta; Diptera; Tephritidae.
ACCUGCAAGUCGCUAGAACUCUGCGCUUUAUCUUUUCACUCCUUCGCAUGUGGAAAUUUUAGAUCGAAAGCGAAAUAUACAGUACUAAUUUGUAUUAGAUCGAACGAGAGACAUACAAAAACACGGUUAUUAAAUUGUGUAAAAUUGAUUUACGAUAUUAAAUUUAACACUUUUCAUAAACUUAAGGAUUUAUAAUAUUCAAAGAUGCAUAUACGCGUGUGUCUAUCCAUAUUUGUUGCAUUUGUACUGAUCGUUGCCAAUUUUUGUGCAACAACUGAGGCGACAAAAGUGAUCUUCUAUAAUCAACAGCCCUCGGUGAGGAAAAGUCAGUUGCUUUCGACACAGAUAAUGUCGCAACCAUGUCCCAGGGGCAAAAUGCGAGAUCAUCGCAAUCGGUGUAGACGUGCCGUUAUAUUUAGUAGAAAACAUAAAUAGAAGGCGCACGGUAUACACUCAUUGUCGAUUAGCAUGCUUGAAAUCAUUACCAGUAAGUGUUAUCAUAUCGAAUUCAUCGAAUGGAACUUUUGUCGCUCAAGAUCCCACGCCACUGAGUUGUCUUUGGCGAAGACAUAAGCCAGUGGACGACUUUAUUUUAUAAGUUUAUGUAUAUAUUUUAUGUAUAUUAAAAUUAUUAAUAUAAACAAAAAUACUUUUUUACAGUCAAUAAGUGUGUGUGUGUUCGUGUGUGUUAAUAAUUAUUGCUUGUAUUUAUGGUUGUGAAAGUUAGAAAAUAAGGAAAAAAAAUGUAGAAGAAGCAUUGUAACCAUACUUUUUUUAUGUGUCAAGUAAAUCCACUACAAAUUUAUGAAUAUAUAAUUCGAUAUUU